CUUUAUUUAAAGGAGGAAUCAUACAUCAAAAAUGUUAUAACAGUAACAAACCAUACAACAUGAGUUUCAUUUUCUACUUCCUCCUUAUUUCUAUUGCUGCAAAAUCAUCCCACGCAGAUUCUAUUCCCAACCAAAUCCACCCUCUGCACCCGAAAACCGGGUCCUCCGGCGGCCACGUGCCUCAAAUCAACUGCUGGAGCUGGCGUUUGGCAGUCGAAACCAACAACAUUCAGGACUGGAAAUUAGUGCCCCUUCAAUGUGAAGAUUACGUGGGGCACUACAUGCUUGGCAAGCAAUACCGCGACGACUGCUACAAUGUAAUCGCCGCGGCUAUUCAGUAUGCCAAGACACUCAAAAUUGCCAAAGAUGGCAAGGAUGUUUGGGUUUUUGAUAUUGAUGAAACCACUCUCUCUAACCUUCCUUAUUACGCUCGUUCUGAUGUCGCCUUUGGGGCAAUUAAAUUCAACGGGACGAAAUUCGACGAGUGGACGAGAGAAGGAAAAGCCCCACCAGUACCAGGAGCUCUGUUUCUGUAUAAAACAUUGUUGGGUAUGGGUAUUAAACCAGUAUUUAUCACCGGAACAAAGGAAGAGUUCAGACAAAUAAGAAUUGCCAACCUAAAUAAAGUUGGCUACAAUUCAUGGAUUAGGCUCAUCUUGAAGGGAGUAAAUGAUACGGGAUCAUCAGUGAUGUACAAGUCUGGGAAAAGGGCGGAGUUGGUGAAAGAUGGAUUCAGAAUUGUUGGCAACAUAGGAGAUCAAUGGAGUGAUCUGCUUGGUGACUUUUCUGGUUUGCGCACAUUCAAAUUGCCAGAUCCAAUGUACUACAUUGCUUGAAACUUGAAACUGAUCGAACCUUGCUGCUUACUUGUUAUAUCUUUGCGUCAUUUUUAAUUAAGAUAUGUAUUUGGUUUUGAUUCUUGAAUGUUCCUUAUAACCGCUGCCUCUUUUUUUCUGUAUUUCAUAAUGAUUGUGCUAAAUUACGGGUGGCAAAAUCAAAUCCAAUCCGCCCAAUUCGUUUAAGUUUG
Solanum dulcamara is the source of this 1027-nucleotide messenger RNA. RefSeq names its product acid phosphatase 1-like. NCBI's taxonomy places the organism in Eukaryota, Viridiplantae, Streptophyta, Magnoliopsida, Solanales, Solanaceae. The transcript has 3 exons. Bases 60 to 836 code for a protein of 258 amino acids. The record is from RefSeq and is a predicted model, not a curated record. Gene Ontology annotation, molecular function: acid phosphatase activity.